This is a messenger RNA of Haemonchus placei, 1077 nucleotides long. The record is from the annotation of a GenBank genome assembly. Lineage: Eukaryota; Metazoa; Nematoda; Chromadorea; Rhabditida; Trichostrongylidae.
CUAAAAUUGAAUGAAACAUCUGAAGCUGAAACUACCGCUGGUGACAGCCGCACUCGAGCAGCUCUACCCAGCUGGGUUAUGGACGGCCACGGUCACAUUAUUGCUCCAUUGAAGAAGAUACUCGAGGAAGGGUUACUUGCUACGUUUACACUUUGCAUGGAUGUGUUUGGUAACUUCUUCGUGCAAUGUGCUGUUCAAAACGCCAAUGCACAAGAACAGAGAUGGAUCACAAGCCAUCUUUUCGGUGGGCUGCACCCAAUGUGUCUCAACCGCUACUCCUGCCGUGUGAUCCAGAAAGUCAUUGAGGUUUGUUGUUAUCACGAGGCAGCAUUGCGAAACACAGUUUCCGUGUUGCACUCCAUCAUGACGACGUUUCCUCUCAAUCACUGGCAGUUCAUCAUCGAACAGUUUAUACGCAAGAAGGAGGAACUGUUCGAGGUUGCGGAAAACAAAUAUGGAUGUCGCGUAGUACAGCUAGCAAUAGAAAAGUCUAAUAAGCGUCGUCCGCAACUUCUCGAUAGUCUAAUGGCUCAUUUGGUUGCCAACUGUGAACGUCUAGCAUGCAACGAAUUUGCCAAUUAUGUGAUCCAACACGUAAUUAAAGCGGGCCCUUUGUCCGACUAUCGUGAUCGCCUUAUAGAAGAGUGCCUUUUGCGUAACCUCCUUUCAUUGUCUCAAGAGAAAUAUGCAUCUCACGUGGUUGAGAAAGCGCUGGAGUUCGCACCACCUGCACUUCUUGCUGAAAUGAUGGAUGAAAUUUUCGAUGGAUACGUUCCUCAUCCUGAAACUAAGAAAGACGCUCUGGACAUCAUGCUGUUCCACCAGUACGGUAACUACGUUGUUCAAAAAUGUUUUAGAAGCGGCAUAAACCUGCCCGACAUGGAACUGCGCAUGGAAUGGCUCAAUCGCCUUGAAACUCGUAUAUCACACAAUCGCGUUCGUCUUGCGAGAUAUUCGUCUGGUAAAAAGAUUCUCUCGACUCUACAACAGUUGAAUGAUUGUCCAAUCAUUAUUCCGAAUCCAAUUCGUAGUAGACGUCCGUGUACUCCAGCAGCUGUGCCAUCUAAAUAUCGUUGA